UGGGACUACAGGUGGCAGAGGGCGCCCAGGAGGGCCAUGGCAACCACCCCGCUGCCCGGCGACGCGGCGCUGAUGACGUACCGCGGUCACGCGGUGCUGCACACUCUGAUUCGCUGCCGCUUGGCCCCGCCCCCCGGAAGUGAUGGCGGGCUCUUCCUGGGGACGGGCUGCGCCUCGGGGGCUGUGAUUGUGUACGACGUGCUGACGGGCGCCGCCGUGCGGAAGUUGCCUCAUCCCGGCGGCUGCGUCCGCGAUGUCUGCUGGCAUCCGGCCGGGGGGCGCCUCGUCAGCGCCUCGUGGGACGGCAGCGUCCGCUUGUGGGAUUUCGGGGCGGAAGCGGAGUCGCCGUAUGAUGACGUCAGCGAAAGGCGGCGGGGCGGCAAGAGGAGCGGCGCGGGAUGAUGACGUCACUCAUCGGGGAGGG
Molecule: messenger RNA, 424 nt
Organism: Lagopus leucura (white-tailed ptarmigan)
Lineage: Eukaryota; Metazoa; Chordata; Aves; Galliformes; Phasianidae
Gene: DCAF11
Product: DDB1 and CUL4 associated factor 11
Exons: 4
Coding region: 37-402 (121 amino acids)
Biological process (GO): proteasome-mediated ubiquitin-dependent protein catabolic process
Cellular component (GO): Cul4-RING E3 ubiquitin ligase complex
Molecular function (GO): protein binding
Source: RefSeq, a predicted model, not a curated record